CUUCUUAUAGAGCUCCCCUCUCCAUAUCUCAGGUUACUUGUGUGGAGACCUGCAGCUAUAGAAGACACAUCCAGCCCCAGAGCCUGGAUUGGGCAGACCUUGCCUUGACAUAGCAGAGUGUGCUGAGUGCUGCAGGACGUGUUUCAACAGAUGGUUGGGGUUAGAGUGUGUCAUCACGUUGGAGUGGGGAUUAGAGCAGGGAGCCUGCAUUGCUGGAGCUGUGUGGUCUUCUGCAAGUGAAGGGGAGACACCAGGAGAGCUUCUUCAGGAAAAACAAAAGCUUGGACCUAUCACCACUGGGAGUCCCCAUAUUAUGACAAAAUCAUGGUCUUCAUAAAGAAGUUAUUCCUUGUUGAUAGACAUCUUUAACCAAAUGAUAAAAUUAGUGACCACUGCAUCCAAAAGUGUCUACCAAGACCAGUUUAUACCGAGAAAAAAAACAGAGGAGGCAAGCUGCAGAUUGCCUACAAAUAGGAGAAGCGACAACAUCAUCCGCUCACAUUGAAUCAACCUGCAGGUCUACGAUGAAGUAUUACUGUUUUGCACUUGUCAUCAUGCUACUGCCAGCAAGCUAUUGUACGUCGGUGAAGGCACCAAGGCUUAGAGGACGGAUUGCACCAGAUAGGAGAAAUAUUAGACCGAAUAUUAUCCUUGUCCUCACGGAUGACCAGGAUGUGGAAUUAGGAUCGUUGCAGGUGAUGAACAAGACCAGGAAAAUCAUGGAAGAAGGAGGUGCACAUUUUAUCAAUGCCUUUGUGACCACUCCUAUGUGUUGUCCAUCCCGCUCUUCUAUGCUAACUGGGAAAUACGUCCACAACCACAACAUUUAUACGAACAACGAAAACUGCUCCUCCCCUUCUUGGCAAGCCAUACAUGAACCUCGCUCCUUUGCAGUUUAUCUCAAUAAUACAGGAUAUAGGACAGCAUUUUUUGGAAAAUACCUCAAUGAGUAUAAUGGAAGCUACAUACCACCGGGCUGGAGAGAAUGGCUGGGACUGGUCAAGAACUCCCGUUUUUAUAACUAUACAAUAUGCCGGAAUGGAUACAAAGAAAAACACGGAUUUGAAUAUGAAAAGGACUACUUCACAGAUCUUAUCACCAACGACAGCAUUAGUUACUUUAAACAGACCAAAAGGAUGUACCCGCAUCGGCCUGUUAUGAUGGUCAUAAGUCACGCUGCACCACACGGGCCGGAGGAUUCUGCACCACAAUUUUCUGAGCUCUUCCCAAAUGCUUCGCAGCAUAUAACUCCAAGCUACAACUAUGCGCCAAAUAUGGACAAACAUUGGAUCAUGCAAUAUACCGGGGCCAUGCUACCAAUUCACAUGGAGUUUACAAAUGUGCUUCACAGGAAGAGAUUGCAGACACUUAUGUCUGUGGAUGAUUCAAUGGAGAAGCUGUACAACAUGCUGGUUGAAACUGGAGAACUGGAAAACACUUACAUAAUCUAUACAGCCGACCACGGUUACCACAUAGGACAGUUUGGCCUGGUGAAAGGAAAGUCCAUGCCAUACGACUUUGAUAUCCGAGUCCCUUUCUUUAUUCGUGGUCCAAAUGUGGAGCCGGGUUCAAUUGUGCCUCAGAUUGUGCUGAACUUGGAUAUCGCUCCCACUAUUUUGGAUAUUGCGGGUUUGGAUACUCCUCCUGACAUGGAUGGGAAGUCUGUUCUUUCUUUGAUGGAUAUAGAGAGACCAGGAAAUAGAUUUCGGACAAGUAAAAAGCCCAGGGUCUGGAGAGAUACAUUCCUGGUGGAAAGAGGAAAGUUUAUCAGAAAGAAAGAAGAACCAAACAAAACUACUCCCCAAUCUAAUCAUUUGCCAAAAUAUGAGCGUGUGAAGGAGCUGUGCCAGCAGGCUCGAUACCAGACAGCUUGUGAACAGCCGGGCCAGAAGUGGCAAUGCAUAGAGGAUAUAUCUGGAAAACUACGGAUUCACAAGUGUAAAGGAUCUGCAGAUGUUUUAUCACUAAGGAAAAGAACACGAAGCAUAAACUCAAGGGGCUAUGGAAGCAAACACAAAGACUGUAUCUGCCCAGAUACCGAUUAUAGGACAAGUAAAAACCAAAGGAAAAAACAGAGGAUUUUCUUGAGAGCUUCCAAUUCUAAGAGAUUCAACCCGCGUUUCGUUCACACACGUCAAGCACGUUCUUUGGCUGUUGAAUUUGAAGGCGAAAUCUAUGAUAUAAGCUUGGACGAUGAGGACAACGUGCAGGCUUCACGGGCCAAAAGGCAUUACACCUCUGAAGAGGAUGCAGAGGAAAAUGACGAUGAUGAAGAAGAGUACGAUGAAGAUACAUUCACGACCCCAAGUGAGGAUGACGUUAUGGUGGCUGAUGGGGUUAUGGAAACCAGUCAUUCCGCAUCUGUUCUGGUCACACACAAAUGUUACAUCCUUGCCAAUGACACAGUACACUGUGAGAGGGAACUGUACCAUUCAAGCAGAGCCUGGAAGGACCACAAAGCUUACAUUGACAAGGAGAUUGAAGCCUUACAAGACAAAAUAAAAAAUUUAAGAGAAGUAAGAGGACAUUUGAAGAGAAGUAAGCCAGAUGAAUGUGACUGUAGCAAGUCUGGGUUUUACAAGAAGGUUAAAGGUGUUAGGACUCAGGAUAAGAUAAAGAGCCAUCUCCAUCCAUUCAAGGAAGGCAUUCAGGAGGUUGACAACAAGUUACAGAUCUUUAAGGAAAACCGUAGACGGAAAAAGGAAAGAAAGGAAAAGAAACGUCAGAAGAAGGGAGAAGAGUGCAGCCUCCCGGGACUUACAUGCUUCACUCACGACAAUAACCACUGGCAGACGGCUCCUUUCUGGAAUUUGGGGUCUUUCUGUGCCUGUACAAGCUCCAAUAAUAACACAUAUUGGUGUCUGAGAACCAUCAAUGAGACUCAUAAUUUUCUGUUCUGUGAAUUUGCUACUGGAUUCUUGGAAUAUUUUGAUAUGAACAUCGACCCAUAUCAGUUAACAAAUUCUAUACAUACAGUGGAGAGAGGGGUAUUGAAUCAGCUUCACAUACAGCUGAUGGAGCUAAGAAGCUGCCAAGGUCAUCGACAAUGCAACCUAAGGCCGAAAGGAUUAGAAACAGAGGACAACUAUGGGACGGAUGGGAAGGUUAACCUGCCAAAUUUCACAGAGGAUGUUGACUGGAAAGGACUGGAAGAUUUGUACCGCGUAAAUGAAAGCUUGUAUGGCUACAGAAACAACUACAGGCUUAGUCCGGAUGACUGGGCUAAUUACUUGAAGGAUGUAGAUAGAAUUUUUGCACUGCUGAACAGUAUCCCUAAAAAAAAUACAGCAAAUACAACUGUGGUUGAACGAAUAUCUGGGCCUUCUGAUACGACAACUCUAGUGGAAAUGUCCUCUGCUGAUUCUGAAGACGAAUUUAGUGGUGUAGUUGCAGAAGAAAGGGAACCUAAAAUAGAGUCCAACUUUGGUAUCUUGAAUUUGAGCACAGUGAUAUUUAAUCACAAGAAAAAACUUGAAUUAAAUAAUGAUAUUCAUGGGAGAAAAAAAACUAACCAGUCACACUGGGUCAAGAAUAAAACUGAAAAAUUGAAAGACCAUGUAAAUUUAGAUACUUAUGAAAUGGAUUUCAGUGGUAAUGGGUUCAUGGAACUAGAAUCCAAACAUUCUUUAAAUAUUCAGACUAUAAGUUAUCUCCCAACAGAAUCCCAACAGCAUCUCAGUCAUGCAAGUGAAGAUAUUUUUAAAGAUCAGAUCUACCUUCCCAUUGACUCCAUAACUCAACAGAAAGGCAAGGUCUCAGCGGCAGGUCAGGUAUACGAUUACGAAGAUCAAGAAAGCACAGAAGUCAGAUCUACAAAAAUGUCUCCAGAUGAGAGUAACACAAACUUUAAUGUAGAAGGCAGUGCCUGAACCCUGGUUUAUUAUGACUAAGCUACACGCAUGACAACACAAAAAACAGCGCUCAACAAUUUGUGGCACUUGACAUUCCAGAUUUGGUAUUCGUAACCGUUUUUAUUUUUAUCGGAUCAUAAUUCGCAGAUGGUUUUGCCCGUAUCUUGUUGUUACCUACAUCACCGCAUCACAAAGUUUUACUUUUAUACCAUGUUGUUAACACGUUUCUUUUUUAAUUUUCUGUU
This is a messenger RNA of Hyla sarda, 4096 nucleotides long. It is a transcript of the gene SULF1, whose product is annotated as sulfatase 1. Gene Ontology annotation, cellular component: Golgi apparatus; cell surface; plasma membrane. The transcript has 21 exons. Gene Ontology annotation, molecular function: glycosaminoglycan binding; N-acetylglucosamine-6-sulfatase activity; calcium ion binding. The record is from RefSeq and is a predicted model, not a curated record. Lineage: Eukaryota; Metazoa; Chordata; Amphibia; Anura; Hylidae. The coding region runs from base 525 to 3869 and encodes 1114 amino acids.